Molecule: messenger RNA, 1338 nt
Organism: Prunus mume (Japanese apricot)
Lineage: Eukaryota; Viridiplantae; Streptophyta; Magnoliopsida; Rosales; Rosaceae
Gene: HIR1
Product: SPFH/Band 7/PHB domain-containing membrane-associated protein family
Source: RefSeq, a predicted model, not a curated record
CGAAACUAUUGGCAAAUUGCCAAUUGGUCCUUUGCUUGACGAAAUAUUUGGUCUCCUGAAAUUCACACAAUCUGUUUGCUCCGAUGGAAAACUCAAAGCAUCUCACUUUCCCCGGUUGGUAUUCAAAAGCGUAGUUCUCAUCUUCGUCAUAUUGAAGGGGCAACUAAAAUUCCUGAAGAAAUUGCAGAGAAGGUACAAAUAGUGAAGAGAACAUGGGUAAUCUUUUCUGUUGUGUACAAGUUGAUCAAUCCAAAGUAGCUAUAAAGGAAAAAUUUGGUAGGUUUGUGGAAGUUCUUGAGCCAGGAUGCCAUUGCCUCCCUUGGUUUCUUGGGCAUCAGAUUGCUGGUCAUCUCUCUCUUCGUUUGCAGCAAUUGGAUGUGCGCUGUGAGACCAAGACAAAGGACAACGUAUUUGUCAACGUCGUUGCAUCUAUUCAAUAUCGUGCUCUGGCAGACAAAGCAGAUGAUGCCUUCUACAAACUCACCAACACAAGGUCUCAAAUCCAGGCCUAUGUUUUUGAUGUGAUUAGAGCUAGUGUUCCAAAGCUCAACCUGGAUGCUGCCUUUGAGCAAAAGAAUGAAAUUGCAAAAGCUGUGGAAGAAGAGCUCGAGAAAGCUAUGUCUGCUUAUGGUUAUGAGAUUGUACAAACGCUCAUUGUUGACAUAGAACCAGAUGAGCAUGUGAAACGGGCAAUGAACGAAAUCAAUGCUGCUGCAAGAAUGCGCGUGGCAGCUAAUGAGAAGGCAGAGGCAGAGAAGAUUUUGCAAAUUAAGCGGGCUGAGGGUGAGGCCGAGUCCAAGUAUCUCUCUGGGCUGGGUAUAGCUCGCCAGCGUCAAGCAAUUGUAGAUGGUUUGAGAGACAGUGUGCUGGGCUUCUCUGUCAAUGUUCCAGGGACUACUGCAAAGGAUGUCAUGGACAUGGUCCUUGUGACUCAGUAUUUUGACACCAUGAAGGAAAUUGGCGCUUCCUCUAAAUCCUCUGCCGUGUUUAUUCCCCAUGGACCUGGUUCUGUCCGUGAUGUAGCUUCUCAGAUUCGUGAUGGACUUCUUCAGGGUUCUCACCAGUAGUUCGGAACUUCUACAAGUUUUUCAUUUCUUAUCUGCAAGUCUUUUUUUUGCUUCAUCCCAAGGUGUUCUGUUUGCUAUAGUUUUGUUUCAUGGUUUCAUUUAAUUGUUCAAUACUGCCACUGUAUACUUGUGGUGAGCAUAUAAUGAUCGUAUACAAUGAGUGAAUUCUUCUUGCUUGAACUUGAUUCUUGUACAGUUUCACCUUUUAAGUGUGUAGACGACUGAAAAGUGUAUGAAUUUCUUCACAAAAAAGAAUCCUAUUUGUUCAUUA